GCGCCGGCUCCGGAAGGCGCGGGCUCGGCAGGGUCGCUGGGGAACCCGCGGGUGCAGGGUCGGAGCUCCGCGCGGCCGGCGGGGAGAGUCUGCAGGAAACAUCAAGAGUGUUAUGAAGCAUUUAAAGCAUUAACAUCAAUAUACAAGGACACAUAAACAACAUUACAGACAAGAAAUUUCAAAAUUUAUGAUCCUUUACAACCCUGCAAAUUGCAUUUGAGCCAAGUUGUUUUCACCUCUGUGUGUACUGUUUUGCUUCUGUGGGAGAAGAUCAGUGAUAUCCAAUACUUCAUUAACAGGAAAUAGAAUAUUUGUGGACUAGGUCUAAAUCAGGAGCCUGGAUGAAUGAACUUGAAGCUAGCAUGGGAUUCUUAGUUUUUCAAGACCCGUGCCCACCAAACCUUUGCUCCCUCUGGUUUUGCGAAGACAGAGCAAAAUGAUAACGAAGACAGAGUAAACGAUAAUUAAGGCAAAAGCCUUAAUUACUUGCUUCAGUAGCAUCUAAAGUCAUUUGAGAACGGAACACGGUAGUACAGCCAUGGAAAAGAAUUCAAGCUUAUGGAAGAACCUCCUGGAAGAGCACCCAGUCUGCACAACCUGGAAGCCAGAGGCGGAAGGGGCCAUCUACCAUCUUGCUAGUAUUCUAUUUGUAGUCGGUUUCAUGGGCGGCAGUGGAUUCUUUGGGCUCCUUUAUGUCUUCAGUUUGCUGGGGCUGGGUUUUCUCUGCUCUGCGGUGUGGGCUUGGGUAGAUAUCUGUGCUGCUGACAUAUUUUCCUGGAAUUUUGUACUGUUUGUCAUCUGCUUUAUGCAGUUCGUUCAUAUUGCCUAUCAGGUUCGUAGCAUAACUUUUGCCCGAGAAUUCCAGGUGCUGUACAGCUCCCUUUUCCAGCCCCUGGGGACCUCUAUGCCUGUCUUCAGAACGAUUGCUUUGAGCUCUGAAGUGGUGACUCUGGAAAAGGAGCACUGUUAUGCCAUGCAGGGGAAAACCUCCAUCGAUAGACUCUCUCUGCUUGUCUCAGGAAGGAUCAGAGUGACGGUCGACGGUGAAUUUUUGCACUACAUUUUCCCCUUUCAGUUUCUGGAUUCUCCUGAGUGGGAUUCGCUGAGGCCCACAGAAGAAGGCAUUUUUCAGGUAACCCUCACAGCAGAAACUGAUUGCCGAUACGUGUCCUGGAGGAGAAAGAAAUUGUAUUUGCUCUUUGCUCAGCACCGUUACAUCUCCCGCCUGUUUUCGGUUUUAAUUGGCAGUGAUAUUGCAGACAAACUCUAUGCCUUGAAUGACAGGGUAUAUAUCGGGAAAAGAUACCACUAUGACAUUCGGUUGCCCAAUUAUUAUCAUAUGUCAAGUCCAGAAGUGCCCAGGUCACCCCUCACUGAACCGUUUAGGAAUUCUAGGCAAUAGUGUAAUAAAUGACGUCAAAAGCUUAAGUUUUAUUACCAUUGUAAAAAGACUCUAAAUCAUUCCCCCCAAAGACAUAGCAAAAUACAGAAGAUGAAGCUCACUGAUAUUUUUAUAAAUCAAACUCAAGAGGCAAGAUGCCAAUGCCAGAUGUUUUAUUCAUCUCAACUGCUGCUUUGUGAAUAAAUUUUACCAAUUUUUUCUGUAUCGCUUAGUGUUACAAUUGGGAGAAAGGGGUGAGAAAAUGAGCAUCAGUAGCUUUGCUACAUCAGGACCAGGAGUAUGGAGUCGCUCGUCCUCAGAUAUUUGCUUGCUCGGAUCUUCUCAAAUGUCUCGUCCUGCGUGGCGGACUUGGCAUUACUCCUCAGGAGGCAGGCUGGAAGUGUACUCAGCAUGCGACUGGAUUGCUAGGGUCUACGUAAGCAUUUCUAGAACUCAAUUUUUUGCUAUAACCUCUUGAGGAAGUCAAAAUGUAUGACUGGUAUGCUGCAAGUAUUUAUUUUUACACGUGAAAGUUGUUUGGUAUGACUAAAAUGUAGAAUAAAUACAAGACGCAAUA
Octodon degus (degu) is the source of this 1958-nucleotide messenger RNA. RefSeq names its product popeye domain containing 3 (gene Popdc3). Gene Ontology annotation, cellular component: sarcolemma. The transcript is spliced from 6 exons. Lineage: Eukaryota; Metazoa; Chordata; Mammalia; Rodentia; Octodontidae. The record is from RefSeq and is a predicted model, not a curated record. The coding region runs from base 539 to 1402 and encodes 287 amino acids. Gene Ontology annotation, molecular function: cAMP binding.